AUGGAAAGCAAAUUGUUGGUGCUAUUGUUUACGUUUAUUUCCUAUCGGGCUCUGGCAAUGCCUAAAGCAAAGAAAUGCUCUACCAAUUCGGACUGCGAGGUAAUUUGGCCUGGAUCAACAUGCCAACGAUCACGUUGCAGAUGUCCGGAGAACUAUGUUCGACGAAAAAGCCCGAGUAGGGAAUGGGUUUGCCUGGCAGUAAACGAUGCAGCCACAGGACAAGUAGGUCCACCUCUAACUUGUCCGUUGCCAGACGGUGCUGGGUAUCAGGUGGUGCUCCGCAACGACCUUCUUUCUCAAAGGAAUCCUGUGCUUUGUUCUCCCAGCACCAAUGAUUGUAUGACCGGCUACGAGUGUAUCCAAGGAUUGGCAGCGAUUGGUGGAAUGGAUGGAGUGUGCUGUCCGGAUCAGAUAACAACGUGUGCUCAUCCGAUUUUCGACCACGAAUCUGGAACACUGGAGCGUUGGGGAUUUGAUGGCGUCAAAUGUAAGAAAUUCAAAUGGGACCCUGAAAAACCGUCUUCAGCUAAUAACUUCAAAACUAGAGAGCAGUGUGAGAGUUACUGUGUAAAUAUAUUUUCCUAA
Molecule: messenger RNA, 585 nt
Organism: Necator americanus (New World hookworm)
Lineage: Eukaryota; Metazoa; Nematoda; Chromadorea; Rhabditida; Ancylostomatidae
Exons: 4
Coding region: 1-585 (194 amino acids)
Molecular function (GO): serine-type endopeptidase inhibitor activity
Source: RefSeq, a predicted model, not a curated record